AUGUCCCUAGUUCUGACAAACGGAGCCGUUGCGCAAACUACCAAGACACUUCCGCCCGAUGAACCCUUCGGUCAAGGCGGAAACCCUGACUGGCUACGCCAGAUAUACCAACAGCUUCAUGUAGUGUAUGGUUCGCCUCCCAAACGCCGCGUGUACAGGACGACGGCCACUUCACCAUCCAAGGACCUUGAAGACCUUUCAAGUCAUUUUCAACACUGGCGCCAAAACCCCGAGUCGUUCUGGGAGACACCAUCCACGAGCUCCACAAACUACAUCCAUUAUAUCCAUAAGGACAAGCCACGCCGGGCACAGCUAUUCCUCCAGAGUGCCGUUCAGCUGGAUUCCCAGAUCACGGAACUACGCGUUCUACAAAGAUUUGUUGCCGUUUCUGCCUACGAGCUCUUCUUACGUAUCGUUCCCAGGGCGCGGGAAAGAAUCUCCGCCAAGCAAAUGGCCGACUUCCUCAUUGCAAUCGGCCUUCAAGCGCCCUCCGAGGACAGUAAAAAGUACGCCGCCCUGGUUCGACGUGGCCGUGACUGGGUUCUAUUUUGCAGCCGACUACAUGAAAUCGAAUCCCAUAACAUACAGAGUCCUCUCCCUAGUCCCAGUGUUGGCGGCGCGGGCGAUACUUUGCACGCCGCUUCCUUCGAUAGCCCUGGCAUCUACGGACCACUAUUUGUCUGCAGUAUUGAUGACUCCAUCUUCGGGUCAAAUGGCCUUUUCGGAUCUGGCAAGCAACAAUACAUUAAGCAAUUGUACGAGGUAGGGCUGUCCAAGGCUGCCAGAGAGUAUGGGGCAAAUCAAACCGCCAAGAUUCUACUUGGCUAUCACCAAAAUCUUUUCUGGCUUCCGAGCACCACUCUAGAAAGUUUAGACUCACUGAUAGUAAGGAAGCGAAAGGCGGAGAUAGAGUGCGGGAACACCAAGAAGAUGCCGAGAAACGAUUCCGAGAGCGAGACGAACCUACGGUGUAACAAUAUGGUAUCCCCGCAACUACAGCAGGGUCAUCAACGUACCUCCUCGACACGGUUAGAUAGCAUCGAUGUUCUUACACCACUUGCUUGCUCUCCAGACUGGUCUAUAGACGCAACAUCACCACUGCCCUUGUUUAGAAUAGAAGACUUGUUUUACAUCGACACGCCCUAG
This is a messenger RNA of Metarhizium robertsii ARSEF 23, 1146 nucleotides long. RefSeq names its product Wings apart-like protein. The record is from RefSeq and is a predicted model, not a curated record. NCBI's taxonomy places the organism in Eukaryota, Fungi, Ascomycota, Sordariomycetes, Hypocreales, Clavicipitaceae. The coding region runs from base 1 to 1146 and encodes 381 amino acids. The transcript has 2 exons.